AAAUAAACAAAAUCCCCAAAGCAACCAGUUUCUCUUCCUCUUCUUCUUCCUCUCGAUUUUUGGUGAGAGUUUUCAGUUUUGCUCAACAUUUGAUGAACUGCCAUUUGAUCUUUUAACACUUGGAAGUCUUUGUUUUUGCAGAUUCAUGAUUAUGAAAGAGCUCGUCGUUGCUGCUAAUGUCUCCACUGAAGCCCGGCUGAGAUCAACAGCGACAGAGUUCGAAAGAUACAGAUUCUUGUUCACUGAGAAGAACUCAAGCUGCAAAUUUGAGACCUUGAAGCUUACUCUGCUCGUCAUCAUUUGUUGCACACUUCUAUCUCUUGCUUUCUCCCCUGUAAUCCACAAAGAACAACAGCCCUCGUCGGAUUCAUCAUCAAGGUCCAGAUUUGUAGAUAUGGAGCGGAUUUGGCAAGAAACAGGCUCAGAUCCUCGAUACCUUUCUCAUGUAGAAGUCGAUUGGGUUCAGCUAUCUAAUCUUGUUAAUAACACGAAUCCAAGGAUUGGAUUGCUAAAUUUCAAUUCCAGCGAGGUGGGAUUCUGGCGGCGGACUCUGCCGGAAACAGUGGUUUCUCCGAUCGAACUGGAGUACGCUCCGACGAGCGUCACCUGGGAGAUUCUCUACCCGGAGUGGAUCGACGAGGAAGAAGAAUACCAUGUGCCUUCUUGCCCUUCUCUCCCUCAACCGAUACCAGAGGAGGGAUCAAAAUUCGAUCUUGUCGCCGUCAAACUGCCUUGCAAUAGAUCCGGCGGCGGGUGGUCGCGGGACGUGGCCAGGUUGCACCUCCAGCUCGCGGCCGCCAGAGUUGCGGCGGAUGCUGCGGCGGCUCGUGUGCGGGUGCUUAUCGUCAGCGACUGCUUCCCGAUUCCGAAUCUUUUCAGGUGCAGAGAUCUUGUUAAACGCGAGGGGAAUCUUUGGCUUUACGAGCCUAAGCCGGCAGCGCUGGAGGAGAAGCUCCGGCUUCCGGUCGGAUCGUGCGAGCUCGUCGUCCCUUUUGAAGCAAAAGAGAUAUCGCACACCGAAUUCGGCAGCCGGCGAGAAGCCUACGUGACCAUACUCCACUCAGCGGAGCAGUAUGUGUGCGGAGCCAUCGCCGCGGCGAAGAGCAUCCGAUUGGCCGGAUCGAAGAGGGACCUCGUCGUCCUCGUCGACAAGACGAUUGGCGAGGAGUACCGGCGCGGCCUUGCUGACGCCGGGUGGAAGGUCCGCAUGAUCCGUCGGAUUCGCAACCCGAAGGCGAAGCGCGACGCCUACAAUGAGUGGAACUACAGCAAGUUCCGGCUGUGGCAGCUCUCCGACUACGACAAGGUCGUCUUCAUCGACGCCGACCUUCUCGUCCUCCGCAAUGCCGACUUUCUGUUCUCGCUGACGGAGCUCAGCGCAGUGGGGAACGACGGGACUCUGUUCAACUCCGGCGUCAUGGUGGUGGAACCGUCGGAGUGCAUGUUCCGGCUACUGAUGGAUCACGUCGACGAGAUCACGUCCUACAACGGCGGCGACCAGGGGUACUUGAACGAGAUCUUCACAUGGUGGCACCGGUUGCCCAAAAGCGUCAACUACUUGAAGCACUUCGGCGGCGACGAACAGAGGAGGGCAAAGAAUGAGAGGUUAUUCGCGGCAGAUCCACCGGCGAUCUACCUGGCGCAUUACUUGGGACUGAAGCCGUGGCGGUGCUUCCGGGACUACGACUGCAACUGGAAUUUGAAGAGCUUUUGGAAGUUCAGCAGCGACGCAGCGCACGGGAAGUGGUGGCGGGUCCACGACGCGAUGCCGGAGAGCCUGCAGCAGUUCUGCCUUCUGUCGACGAAGGGGAAGGCGUUCUUGGAGUACAACAGGAGGCGGGCGGAGGCGGAGGGGUUUGCCGACGGACACUGGAGGAGGAACGUUACGGAUCCGAGGUCGGAGGUGUGCUCAGAGGCGUUCUGCGAUUGGGAGAGCAUGCUGGUGCAUUGGGGGGAGAACAGUUCGUCGACGGCCGGCGGCCGAGUUGACCGUGGUAAUCGCACGGCACCUCUGCAGAUCUGAAGGAUGUUAUGUAUCAUAGUUCUCUUUCUCGUACAUCAUGAUUUUUUUCCAUAUCUGUCUUUUUUAUUAUUAUUAUUAUUAUUAUUAUUAUUAUUUUUUAAUCUUGUGUAUUAGA
This is a messenger RNA of Zingiber officinale, 2138 nucleotides long. Its product is annotated as UDP-glucuronate:xylan alpha-glucuronosyltransferase 1-like. The record is from RefSeq and is a predicted model, not a curated record. The coding region runs from base 146 to 2023 and encodes 625 amino acids. Gene Ontology annotation, biological process: xylan biosynthetic process. NCBI's taxonomy places the organism in Eukaryota, Viridiplantae, Streptophyta, Magnoliopsida, Zingiberales, Zingiberaceae. The transcript has 4 exons. Gene Ontology annotation, molecular function: glycosyltransferase activity.